AUGUCAUUUUACUCCAACUUUAUUGAGGAUUAUAAUUAUAAUUAAUUUUACAAAGUUAUACGCUAGUGGAUAGUUUGAGUGCCAUCAAAAUGGGAUGCUUUUACUCUAGGGGUCUUGAGGAGGACUUGGUCUACGACAUGUCUCCUAUAAGGCAUCUCCCCGUGAUCUUCGUGAACGGUGUGCCUGGCGCCGGCAAUCAGACUGUAGCGCAGACUAUCUCAAAUAUAACCGGUUACACGAUGAUCAGGCCAGGGGAGCUAGUGCGAGCCGAGGCGGGUAAAGACACGGCCAGAGGACGGUUAAUCGCGGAUAAGUUACAGGCACAGGAGGAUAUACCUGAGCAACUGACAGUGGACCUAAUAAAAGAGGCGAUGUUAAUGCAGCAAGAGGCCAAGGGCUUCAUCCUAGUGGGCUUCCCCAAGAACCCGCGCAUGUCGAACAUGUUCAACAGGCAAGUCAAGUGGCCAGAGAAGAUUGUGGCGUUAGAAGUGGACAAUGAGGUUGCAGCAACCAGACUACAGAAUAAGUUGUCGGAGUUAGGAAGGCCGGAGUCAGAGAUCAACGCGGCGCGGCAGAUCGUGAGGGAAGCAGCGCAUAAAGUCAAAAAUGUACACAAACGGUUCGGAGGACAUGUUAUUACGCUGGACAGCAGCGGUAACCCAAAGGCUCUGGCGUCUACACUCAAGGAGAUACUAUCAGACACCAUUGAGAAGUGCCAGAAGCGGCCGGAGUCUCCGGACCCCCGCCCGCCCACCGCCGUCUCCGCCCCCGCCGUAGCCCCCCUGACGAUGACGUCACUCGCGCCCGAAGCUCCCCCCGCGCCUAUAGACAUCGCCGAGGGGGAGAAGUGAUAGUGUUACUCGCUUAAUUGUGACUUAUUUUAAAUUUUGCUAUAUUACAUGUUACUAUUUUUAUUUAGUGUUUUUUGUAAAGCGACCCAACCUCGCGCUACGUUACUUAUUAAAGAACAAUUCAAUUUAGU
Trichoplusia ni (cabbage looper) is the source of this 982-nucleotide messenger RNA. RefSeq names its product adenylate kinase isoenzyme 1-like. Gene Ontology annotation, molecular function: ATP binding; AMP kinase activity. The record is from RefSeq and is a predicted model, not a curated record. Gene Ontology annotation, biological process: nucleobase-containing compound metabolic process. The coding region runs from base 90 to 851 and encodes 253 amino acids. The transcript is spliced from 5 exons. Gene Ontology annotation, cellular component: cytoplasm; mitochondrion. Lineage: Eukaryota; Metazoa; Arthropoda; Insecta; Lepidoptera; Noctuidae.